Molecule: messenger RNA, 828 nt
Organism: Cynara cardunculus var. scolymus (artichoke)
Lineage: Eukaryota; Viridiplantae; Streptophyta; Magnoliopsida; Asterales; Asteraceae
Exons: 1
Coding region: 1-828 (275 amino acids)
Molecular function (GO): nucleic acid binding; zinc ion binding
Source: RefSeq, a predicted model, not a curated record
AUGCAUAGUAGCUUCAAAAUCUGUAGAUGCGCAGAAGAUCAAAAAGUGACCUAUGCUGUUACAACCUUUGUGGACUAUGCAUUGCAUUGGUGGGAGACUGAGUGUGCAAUCGGAGGUGAUGAGGACAUUGCUGCCAUGACUUGGGAGCAAAUGAAAAAGAUGAUGAUGGAUAAGUACUGCACACAAUCGGAGGUAAACAAGCUGGAAUCAGAAUUUCUAAGAUUAAAGCAAGGUUCGUUGUCGGUUCAAGAAUAUGUUAACGAUUUUCUUGAAAAAGCGAGGUUCGCCAGUUACCAGGUGGCUACCGAGGAGAGGAAGAUAGGUCGUUUCAAAGACGGCUUAAGAAUCGAAAUCAAACGGUACGUAGACAUGACUAAACCAACCACAUUUGUACAAGCAGUGGAAAUGGCAAAGGUGGCAGAGGAGAACAACGCUAGGGAGAAUUGUGAUAGAAGAGAGGCAAGGAGAAAAUGGGAAGGAUCGAACAAGUUCAAAAAGAUACCAAAAUGGACUCCGACUCUGGCAAAAACACGAAGCGAGGGAUUCACUAUUCCCCCAUGUAACAAAUGCGACAAGAGACAUAGGGGAGAGUGCAGAGCGGGAAGCCUGACAUGCUACAAAUGUGACAAACCUGGGCAUACCGCGCGAGAGUGUCUAGAAGGAAAAACUUGUUAUGAAUGUGGGGCCACGGGACAUUUACGACAUGACUGCCCAAAACGUCGAAAUGGUGCGACACCCCACGUAAAGACAGUGAAUAACGGGUUUGGAAAGAGAUCGAAAAAUAGGAAAGAGAGCUACCAAAGGGACACGGCCGAGCUUACAACAUGA